This is a messenger RNA of Bactrocera latifrons, 1569 nucleotides long. RefSeq names its product cyclin-dependent kinase 5 activator 1 (gene Cdk5alpha). The record is from RefSeq and is a predicted model, not a curated record. NCBI's taxonomy places the organism in Eukaryota, Metazoa, Arthropoda, Insecta, Diptera, Tephritidae. Gene Ontology annotation, biological process: positive regulation of cyclin-dependent protein serine/threonine kinase activity; activation of protein kinase activity. Gene Ontology annotation, molecular function: protein kinase binding; cyclin-dependent protein serine/threonine kinase activator activity. Gene Ontology annotation, cellular component: cytoplasm; protein kinase 5 complex.
GCAUUAUCAAUAUACCAUAAUGGGGACGGUAUUGAGCUUUAAUCCAAGAGAGCGCCAUCCGUUUUAUUCAUCCCAGACUAGCAUCCAAUAUAACCAACAAUCUGACGUUCGAAACGAAUAUAUAUUGGAAGGUUCUUCUUUAAUGGACUCUCAUUUGAACAACUUUUGUUACGAGCAGUUGAAUAAUGCCAAAAAUCAAGAAACGAAGCAAAGUAUUUGUGUUCCGCUUGCUAAAAACGGCAUAAUUGCGCAUAAUGGAUGUGGAAGAAUAAAUGUAGGCAAGCAAAGUCAUGUGACCAGCUAUAGUAUCAAUAAAUUGAAAGGCACAAAAGAAGCAAUUAACAAUGAUUUGGAUUUACACAAUGAAAAUUCUGCACUUUUCACCGAAAAAAAUACCAUUGAAAAGAGUAUGAAAAAGCAUUCGUUAUUUAUUAGUGCAUUGUCUUGGAAAAAACUUGCUGCGUCGCAUAAUAAAAAGAAAAUUGAAAAUAAAAAUAAAUGUGCUCAUAUACCUACAGGUUGUUUCAAAACUCAUCCGUUGGAUGCUUCAAAUGUAUCUUAUACCGAUAAAAAUAAAAAUGUUCGCUUGCAUUUCAACCAUAUUAACGACAGUCAACACAUAAAUUUAAAUCAAGAUGACUCUCAACCAUGUAACACGCUCUUUUCAAAUUCUAAAACUAAAAAGCAAAUAACAUCACAAGAUCUUGUUAGAAUUAACACCACUAAUUUUAAUAAGUAUAACAAAUUGAUUCAAAAGGAGCCUUUGACUUUAUCUUUGACCCCACAAUCGCAGACAAUCCAAAACAAAAACAGCCACAUUCCGAGGAAAACUGUAAUUCAGGCAUCAACCUCGGAAUUAUUAAAAUGUUUGGGAAUAUUUUUACAUUACCGAUGUAAAAAAUUGAGGAAUUUUGAAGCCGGAGAUGCCGUCAUGUGGUUAAGAGCUGUCGAUAGAAGCCUAUUACUUCAGGGGUGGCAAGAUGUGGCAUUUAUAAAUCCGGCAAAUGUAGUUUUUGUAUACAUGCUAAUAAGAGAACUGGUAGAUGGUGAAGAAACUAAGGAAUCGGAGCUGCAGGCAUCUGUUCUAACGUGUCUAUAUUUAUCAUAUUCUUAUAUGGGCAAUGAAAUAAGCUACCCAUUGAAACCAUUCCUAGUCGAAGACUGUAAAGAUAAGUUUUGGGAAAGAUGCCUUAUCAUUGUCAAUCGCUUGAGUAGUAAAAUGUUGAAAAUCAAUGCUGAACCAGGAUUUUUCACGGAGGUAUUCACGGAAUUGAAAUCAUGUGGGCAAAUUUUAUCCAACGCAAAUGGAACCUUUACCUGUACCAAUGCUUGAUGUACAGAAGAACUAAACGUAUACAGGCUCUCAUUUACACCUUACAUUCAGGCCCAAGCGAUAAACGUAUAUUUAAUAACAAUUAUAUGUUAAAUUGAAAAAAUACGUCAACCUAUCUUAGACAUUACCAGCGUUAAAUGCUGCAAAUAAAAAGUUUUAGAAAAGUUAAAAGCAGUUUUUAGAUUAUAAAAAAAUAGAAGGUAGGUUAGUUAUUAUUCUUACUUAUGUUAUUUUUG